AUGGUGUCGGCGCCUUCCAUUGUGCCGUCGAUAGUGCCUCAGCGCGCGAAGCACUGGUAUGAUUGGUUUGCGGAUGACGACACACCUGAGGAGCGGAAGCUCAUUGUCAAGCUGGACUUGUUGAUUGUUCCAUACGCGUUUUUGGUCUAUUGGUUGAAGUAUCUUGAUCAGGCAAACAUCAAUAAUGCUUACGUCGCCGGUCUUUCUGAUGAACUUGGCUUCCAUGGGAACGAACUGGUCCAUCUCCAGACGAUGUACACUGUCGGCGCCGUCGUCGGACAGCUCCCAUUUGCAUGGCUGUUCACGAAAGUCCGGAUGCACUGGCUGCUCCCAGGAAUGGAUCUCGCAUGGGGAGUCUUCACUCUGCUGCAGUACCGGGCCAAUGGCUAUUCCGAGAUGAUGGCAUACCGCUUUUUGGUCGGACUCUUUGAGAGUGCAUACUUUCCGGCAGUACAUUUCGUCCUCGGUGCUUUCUAUAGAGGCACGGAAUUGGGUCGCCGAGGAGGAGUGUUCUACGUCGGCCUAACACUCGGGACUUUGACUGCCGGUCUGAUCCAAAGCGCCGCAACCAGCACCCUUGAAGGUGUCCACGGUCUCUCAGGCUGGCGCUGGAUGUACAUCAUCUGCUCCUGCAUGACCUUCUUCAUGGGCAUUGUUGGCUUCUUCAUAUUCCCAGGAACACCUGACAUGCCGAACAAGCUAGUCCUCAAUGACCAUGACAUCGAGUUGGCCAAAAGACGUCUUGAAAAAGACGGCCCACGUGCCUCAGGCCAACUUACCUGGCGCACGGUCAAGAGCGUCCUCACCAGGAAAAAGUUUUAUUGCAUCCUUAUCUGGUGUAUUCUGUUCUGGAAUACUAGCAUAAAUACGUCAAGUGGCGCCUACCUGCUCUGGAUCAAAAGCCUGAAGCGAUUCUCAUCCGCAACCGUCAACUCACUCGGAGCAACCGCGCCAGCUAUAGGCAUAUUUUAUGUCCUAUUCAUUUGCUUCGGCGCUGAUCUUUUCCUCGGCCGCGCCGGUGCAAUUACGCUGUCGUACGUUUGGAAUUCCAUCGGCAUGAUCAUUCUCUGUGUCUGGCACGUGCCCGAGUCGGCCAAAUGGUUCGCGUUCAACACAUUUUACGCGUCUGUUGCCAUGUCCUCAGUGCUCUACGGCUGGGCCAACGACAUCAUGCGCCACCAUCCGGAUGAACGAGCAUUCACACUGAUCGCGAUGAAUACCAUUGCGCAAAGCACAACGGCGUGGACGCCAUUGCUAGUGUUCAAGACAGUCGAGGCACCCCGGUAUCCGAAGGGUUAUCCGUUUGUGCUGGCUUGUACUAUUGGAACUAUAGGGAUGACCUUUGUUGUCAGGCAUGUGCAUAAGAGGGAGGAAGAACAGCGGAAACUGAAAACAGAAGACAACCACAUCAUGAUCCAGCUAGUCCUUGCAGCUAUCGCCCUGAUACUAGCGUACCUAAGAGCCCUCGUCUCGGCACAGAACGAUGUCAGCAUUCUCGGGACAACCCUCCCCCCAGCCACAACGACAUCCAAGGAUAUCUCAGCCGCAACCGUUGGCACUUCAACAUCCACAAGUGGUCCAGCCACUAUAGCCAUCACAGUAAACAGGGUCUCGAAUAUGUUCGUCCCGGAGAAUAUCACCGCACAGGUGGGCGAUGUCGUUAAGUUUGAAUUCUGGCCUACCAACAACUCCGUCGCGCGCUCAGACUUCGGAUACCCAUGCAUACCGUACGAACUCACGGGUACCAGUCGCGCUGAAUCGAGCUUUUGGUCCGGUUUCAAACCUAUCGUGGCGAAUCUGGCACAAGUGAAUAUCACAGAACUGCCGGCAUAUUACAUAGUCAUCAACCGUGUCACGCCUCUCUGGUUCUACAACUCCGCACCCGACGCGUGCAUCAAGUACCAGAUGGUUGGGGUAAUAAAUCCAACAUCACCCACCCAACUCGCCGUCCAAAAACGCGCGGCAGCAGCCGCCACCCUGGCCCUCAGCCCCGGCGAAGCCCUCCCACAAGGCUCUACUCUCUCCUCUUCCUCCUCCUCCACCCCCAACGCCACCGCGUCCGCCACUCCCACAUCUACCCCCUCCUCCUCCAAAUCCGUUUCCCCCGGCGCCAUCGCCGGCAUAGCCAUCGGCUGCCUCGUCUCCUCCGCGCUCGUCGGCGCGGGCAUCUGGUCGCUGCGGCACUGGCGGAAGCGGCACAUACCGACGGGGCACGAGAGGAAAUGGGACGGUGGUGGCGGCGAUGACAGUGGCGGGAGUAGCGGGAAGAUGUACAGCGAGCUGGAUGCGACGACGCCGCGGAGUGCGACCGUGUCGGAGUUGCCGGGAAGUGGGGAGGGGACGAUGAUGAGCAUUGACAGUGCGGUGGUCGGCAGUCCGUAUGCCGUCAGUCCGCCGUGGACGCCGCCGCUGGUGUGGAAUGCGCAGACGGGGAGGCAGGCGGUGGUGAGUGAGUUGAGUGCGUAUGGGGAGUUGCGAAAGGAUCAGGUGCCGGGUGUACCGCCGGAUAAGCGGUUGCCGCAGCUGCCGGAGGUUCAUAGAGAAAGGGAAGGACCGUUUGAGCUUAAGGGUUAG
Messenger RNA from Lasiodiplodia theobromae, 2574 nucleotides. RefSeq names its product MFS transporter. The transcript is spliced from 9 exons. Gene Ontology annotation, biological process: transmembrane transport. The record is from RefSeq and is a predicted model, not a curated record. Gene Ontology annotation, molecular function: transmembrane transporter activity. Gene Ontology annotation, cellular component: membrane. NCBI's taxonomy places the organism in Eukaryota, Fungi, Ascomycota, Dothideomycetes, Botryosphaeriales, Botryosphaeriaceae. Bases 1 to 2574 code for a protein of 857 amino acids.